AGUAGAAACCCCUGAAUUUCUCACUCUUUUCUGUUCCUGUCUGUCUCUUUUGUGUCACUGCUAGACACUUCUUUCUUCCGCAUUGCUUCUCUGCAAUUCUUUCGCCGCUUUCUGCGUCCAUUUCGGUCUUCUGACAUUUUGGGUCUUCUCUUUCUCCGAGCUUAGACACGCUCUCUUAAAAGAUUGCUUUUUGAUAACUUCCCAGUGGUUUCUGUGAACUGGGAAAUGAUCACCCCCACUCAAAUAGUAGUGUUGCUGCAUUUGGAUUAGGAAAACCUCGUUGGUCACGAUUCUCGAGGAGCCCCAAGGGUUUCCAAAAAUUCCGUAUCUUUUUGGGUACCCAUUUGAGAAGAGAUCACUGGGUUUCAGCCUGAAAUUAUUGGAGUUACAUGGGUUUCCCUUGAUCUCAGCCGAGAAUCGGUGUCACUAUUGUCGAUGGAACUCAACUGGGGUGGUUGUGUUGUGUGUGCCAACCUGAAUGCUGCUGAUUAGGGAAAAACAAAAAAGAAAGAAAGAAAAGAAUAAAAAUAAGAUUGAAUCUUUUAAAACCCCUUACUAUACCUUGCAAGGUUUGUGCAUGACAUACAUACGUAUACUUAUAAGCCAUUAAAGUAUUUGUUUGUUUGACUGAUGCUGUUUUAUUAGUUUAAUUAUUUAAUUAUGCAUCAAAGUAUUGUUUCUCCCUGAUAAGGACUUGUGAUAUUAAAUAUAAAGUUUUUUUUUUGUUUUUUUUUUGUAAAUUAUUGCUGUGAUGUAAUGUUAAUGUAAGCUUGUUUUCUUCUCCUUUUAUAAUCAUACCGUAGUAUGAUGAGUACUGCGACUUACGUCAGGUUUUCUUCUAUGUCUUUCUACUUCAUUUGGAUUCCAAAGGUUUCCCAGUUAAUAUAGUAGAGUAUGUAGGAAGCAACAUUAGGUGGCUAAGUACCUUAGUUUGAUUUGAGGCCUUUCUGAGUUUUUCGGUUCCGUGGAUCGAUUGAUUCAUCACCAUGCCUUUAUAUGAGUUAUACCGGCUGGCCAGAGAGAAGCUUGGUAAAGAAACUACCAGCACACGUGCUCCUGAUCAAUGUUCCUCGCCAGAGAAUGAUUUUUUUGAGCUGGUUUGGGAGAACGGUCAGAUUUCGAGCCAGGGUCAGUCCAGUAGAGUUAGAAGGAGCCCCUCUUGCAAGAGUUUGCCAUCUCACUGCUUACCAUCUCACAGUCCAAAGGCUAGGGAUAAAGAUGUAGGAUAUGGUAGCUACACAAGGUUGGGGAAAUUUGGGGAUUUAGACUCUGGAUUAAAUGAAAUUCCAAUGUCGGUGCCAUCCAGUGAAGUGGAUUUCUGUCAAGAUGAAGAUGUGUUACCUUGGUUGGAUUAUCCAUCAAUAGAUGGUUCUUUGCAACAAGAGUAUGGUUCUGAUUUCCUUCCCGCCUCAAACAGUUUUACUCUAUUGGAUAAAAAAAGUAAUGGCAAUAUGGCGUUUAGGGAUUCUCAGAAAACUUCUGAAGAACAAGGGAAUGUUUUCAAGGGUUCUUCAGCUGGACAGGUUGAGACUGCCAGACCUAAAGCUAGUAGCACCAGUCAGUUAUUCCCCCCAUCAUUGCAUCAGUGUCAAACAUCUUUUGUUUCGUCUAGAUCCAGAGCAUCAGAUAUAACUGAAAAUAACAAUACGAGUAAUGCAAACCAGGAUGCGUCUUAUGGCAAAAUUACUCAUAUUCUAUCUUCCUCAAGUGAUUUUUCUAACGCAAAGGUGCAGAAGUGUGAUCCACCUAUGAAUAGCAAUGGUUCCAGUUCCACCAUAAUGAAUUUCUCCCAUUUUGCAAGGCCUGCUGCUAUGGUAAGAGCUAAUCUUCAUAGCGUUGGCCUGAAGUCUGGUUUGUCUUCAUCAAGAUCAGACAGUAUGGAAAUGAAGAAUAAAGGUGCUGCUGCAACUAGCAGCAAUCCUCCUGAAUCAAUUCUUGUUGAUUCAAGUGUUGAAUGUUUAAAGGAACCGAUCAUACAAUGCCAGCAGGUUGUGGAGCAAUCCAAGGCUGAUGUGAACUCUUUGCUGCCAAAAUCUGUUGAACAGAAUGCUGUGCCUUCUAAGCAGUCAGAGCCUGCUGGUAAAGAGAGUGCCGCUAAGAUUGAUCUAAUUCCCAAUCAAGUUCCUGGUGACAAUGGCACUAAAGGACAGACAGCUGCUGAAAAAAGUAAGGAGCCAGCAGUAGCCUCUUCCUCUGUUUGCUCUGGCAAUGGUACAGACCAAGGUUCAGAAGAGCCAAAUCAAAAUUUGAAGCGAAAAAGAAAAGACACUGACGACUCUGAGUGCCAUAGUGAAGAUGUUGAGGAAGAAUCAGCUGGUGCUAAAAAGACAGCUGGUGGGCGAGGAGGUGCAGGUUCCAAGAGAAGCCGUGCAGCUGAAGUGCAUAAUCUAUCUGAAAGGAAGCGAAGAGAUAGGAUCAAUGAGAAGAUGCGUGCAUUACAAGAACUCAUACCAAAUUGCAAUAAGGUGGAUAAAGCUUCAAUGCUGGAUGAGGCAAUUGAGUAUCUUAAAACACUUCAGCUCCAAGUUCAAAUUAUGUCAAUGGGAGCUGGUUUAUAUAUGCCUCCAAUGAUGUUACCUGCAGGAAUGCAGCACAUGCCUGCACCACAUAUGGCUCCAUUUUCACCUAUGGGUGUUGGCAUGCAUAUGGGAUAUGGUAUGGGUUAUGGGAUGGGAAUGCCUGACAUGAAUGGUGGAUCUUCAAGAUUCCCUAUGAUUCAGGUGCCCCAAAUGCAAGGAACUCAUAUCCCUGUUGCACAUAUGUCUGGAUCUACAGCUUUUCAUGGGAUGGCCAGAGCAAAUCCUCCAGGGUUUGGGCUUCCUGGACAAGGACAUCCCAUGCCAAUGCCGCGAGCUCCUAUGUUUCCUUUUUCAGGAGGACAAAUGCCAAAUGUUGACCCACAAGUUAAGCAAAGCACUGGUGGCCGUGACUCAACUAGUCAGAUGCCUACCCAGUGUGAAGCAGCAGCUGUUGGAUUUGAGCAAUCUACUUUGGCUCAUAAUAACGGUCAUGCAACCAAGGCUAAUGACAAUGGAUCUGUUAAUCCUGGAACUGGCAGAUAACAUUUUGUGAUUGGUUACGAUCGAUAAAACCGUGCCUAAUGGAAGUUUUAAAAAAUGAGUCCAAAGUCUCUUGCAUUGCAGAUUACCUGCCACACAGGAUAUAUUUCAGAGUUAUUGAGGUUAACCCCAUCACAGUAACUACUGAAUCCUAAUUUCCGGGAUCUGGACAUUGCACGGAUUUUGGUAUCUUGAGCGGUGCAACUCAUUUGUACAUCCACUUAGUUAACUGUUCAAUCUAUUGGCGUAGAAAUUUUAUAUAUCCCUACAAAUAUGUAUUCAAAUGUUUGAUCAGAUUUUUCAUAGUGAUUCUUUGGAUGAAUGAAAUAAUAGUCUUUUUCUCUUUGUC
Molecule: messenger RNA, 3408 nt
Organism: Glycine soja
Lineage: Eukaryota; Viridiplantae; Streptophyta; Magnoliopsida; Fabales; Fabaceae
Product: transcription factor PIF3-like
Exons: 8
Coding region: 987-3062 (691 amino acids)
Biological process (GO): regulation of DNA-templated transcription
Molecular function (GO): protein dimerization activity; DNA-binding transcription factor activity
Source: RefSeq, a predicted model, not a curated record